GUUUGAUUUGUGGAUCGUUCUGAUUCGAUUUUGUGGAUCAUUUUGAUUGGAUUUUGUAGAUCAUUUUGAUUUAAUUUCUGGAUCAUUUCGAUUCAAUUUUGUGGAUCAUUUUGAUUUGAUUUCUGGAUCAUUUCGAUUUGAUUUCUGGAUCAUUUCGAUUGGAUUUUGCGGAUCAUUUCGAUUUGAUUUCUGGAUCAUUUCGAUUGGAUUUUGCGGAUCAUUUUGAUUUAAUUUCUGGAUCAUUUCGAUUCAAUUUUGUGGAUCAUUUUUAUUCUGUUUCUGGAUCAUUUCGAUUCAAUUUCUGGAUCAUUUCGAUUGGAUUUUGCGGAUCAUUUCGCUUACAAUUUGGAACGAAAUUGAAUUGAAAUAAAACUGAAUUGAAACGAAAUUGAAUUGAAAUAAAACUGAAUUGAAAUGAAAUUGAAUCGAUAUAAAACUGAAUUGAAAUGAGAUUGAAUCGAUAUAAAACUGAAUUGAAAUGAAAUUGAAUCGAUAUAAAACUGAAUUGAAAUGAAAUUGAAUCGAACGCCAUUUUUCCCUUGGGACCCUUAGAGUCCUCAAGGCAGGAACCCAUUAGGUCUAAUUAGAUUUCAAGCUUAAUUAAAGGCGUCUAACAGCUUUCCCGGGGGGGGGGGACACCAUGACCAACCUGCGCUGGGCCCGAGGGGACCGGGUUGGUUUGGCCGGACCGAACCACCCGCGGGGGCCGCCCAACCCCCCUUGUUGGGCGCGGGGAGCGCCGUGGGGGUGGGAUUUCCCCCCCGCGUCCUCUGCGCUUUCCCACAACCCGCAGGAAACGCCUAUUUUGCCGCUUUUGCCGUGAAAAUGAAAGCGUUGAGCGGUCGGCGAGGCCCCCAUGGCGAGCAUCCCCGAUGAUGGAGCCUCGUGCCCCGUUUGCCGCGAGCUGUUCCGCGACCCCGUGUCCAUCCAUUGCGGCCACCACUUCUGCCGCGGCUGCAUCACCCGCCGCUGGGAAUGGGCCACCGGGCCUUUCCGGUGCCCGCGGUGCCGCCGAGAGGCCCCCGAGCCAACGCUCCGGCCCAGCCCGGAGCUGGCGCGGCUCCUGGAAAUCACCAAGGGCUUGAAUCUGGAGGCGGCCGCGCGGGGAAUUACGGUAGAGGAAGAGGAGCCGGAGGACGGGGAAUGGUGCGGCAAACACGGCGAGCCCCUCGGCUUCUUCUGCCGGGACGACGGCGUCGGCGUCUGCGCCGUGUGCCGCGAGUCGCGGGCGCACCGCUCGCACGCCGUGCUGCCGGUGCCGGAGGCCGUGCGGGAGUACCAGGACCGGGUCCAGGCGCGGCUGAGUGGACUGACGGACGCCAGGGACAGACUGCUGGCCCUGCGGGACGCUGAGAUGAGGAGGAACCGCGAGUGCCUGGAGAACGCCGAGGCCGAGCGGCGCCGCGUCGUGUCGGCGUUCGACGGGCUGCGUGUCCUCCUGGAGGACGCCGCCCGCCCCCUGCUGGCCCGGCUGGGGGCGCUGGAGCGGGACGCGGAGCAAGCGCAGGAGGAGACGGCCACGGCGCUCACCACCGAGAUCUCGCGCCUGGACGCCGCCAUCCGCCAGCUGGAGGAGACGCGGCGGCAGCCGGCGGGCGCCUUCCUGCGGGACGUCGGGGGCACCUUGAGCAGGUGUGACGAGGGACAUUUCCAGCCACCGACGGCGCUUCUCACGGAGCUGGAGGAGAAGAUCAGUCGCUUCAGGGAGAGAAACGUGGCGCUGGAGGAGACUCUGAGGAGCUUCCAAGACGUCCUGAUGUUCGAGCUGCCUGAGAAGAUGCCGGUGACGCUGGACCCCUCCACGGCGCACCCCCAGCUCGCGGUGUCGCCCGACGGGAGGAGCGUGCGCUGGGAAGACACCCGGGAAACCCGACCGGCCCGCGCCCUGGACGCCGACCCCUGCGUGCUGGGCCGGCCGGGGGUCACCUCGGGGACGUCCUGCUGGGAGGUGGACGUGCCACCCCAAGGCUCCUGGGCCGUGGGGGUGGCCAAGGGGGCCGUGAGGAGAAGCGACGAGUCUCCCGCGCCCCCCAGCGUUGACCUGUGGUCCAUGGGCCUGUGUCACGGCCAGUUUUGGGCGCUCACCUCCCUCGAGCGCGUCCCGCUGCGCCAGCUCGACGUCCCCAAGAGGGUCCGGGUGUCCCUGGACUACGACAAGGGGCACGUGGCCUUUUUCGACGCCGACAAGAGGUCCUUGAUCUUCACCUUCCCCGCGGCCUCGUUUGGUGGCGAGCGGGUCCAGCCCUGGUUCCUGGUGUGGGGCGAGGGCGCCCACAUCACCCUGCGCCCCUGAGCUCGGCGCCGCUCGCCCAAACGCCGCUUUUACGCCCAAAAUGUCCCUAUUUCCACCACUUUGGGGGUCUUCUGUCCGCCAAGGUCCUUUCCAGCCUCUGAUUCUUGUGGAUGCUCGGAAUAUAAGCCCUACUCCAAAAAUAAGCCCUAGCGUGAUUUUCCAGCUUUUUGAGGAUGCGCGUUGUAUAAGCCCUACCCCAAAAAUAAGCCCUAGUGCCAUUUUUCAGCUUUUUGAGGACACUUGGAAUAUAAGCCCUACCCUAAAAAUAAGCCCUAGUACUAUUUUUCAGCUUUUUGAGGACAUUCGGAAUAUAAGCCCUACCCCAAAAAUAAGCCCUAGUGCCAUUUUUCAGCUUUUUGAAGACAUUCGGAAUAUAAGCCCUACCCCAAAAAUAAGCCCUAGUGCCAUUUUUCAGCUUUUUGAAGACAUUCGGAAUAUAAGCCCUACCCCAAAAAUAAGCCCUAGUGCCAUUUUUCAGCACUUUGAGGACACUUGGAAUAUAAACCCUACCCCAAAAAUAAGCCCUAGCAUGAUUUUCCAGCUUUUUGAGGACACUUGUUGUAUAAGCCCUACCCCAAAAAUUAGCCCUAGCGUGAUUUUCCACCUAUUUGAGGACACUUGGAGUACAAACCCUACCCCAAAAAUAAGCCCUAGUGCCAUUUUUUCAGCACUUUGAGGACACUCGGAAAUGAAAUUAAAUGAAAUUAAAUAGAAUGAAAUAAAUGAAAUGGAAUAAAUUUUAAAAUUGAAAAAUAAAAUAAAGUACAAUAAAAUAAAAUAAAAUAAAAAUAAAAUAAACUAAAAAUCAAAUCAAAUCACAUCAAAUCAGAUCAAACCAAAUCAAAUCAACCCCCAGGAUGUUCCCGUUCGUCUCCCUGGGGGUCGAAGGUUCAAGCCCGAAACCGCCCCGGGGGGAUUUUGGGGCUGAAUGGGCCGAAUUGGGGAAGAAAAGGGUCGUUGGCGCCGGGGGAG
Messenger RNA from Columba livia (rock pigeon), 3265 nucleotides. RefSeq names its product E3 ubiquitin-protein ligase TRIM7. Gene Ontology annotation, cellular component: cytoplasm. NCBI's taxonomy places the organism in Eukaryota, Metazoa, Chordata, Aves, Columbiformes, Columbidae. Gene Ontology annotation, biological process: protein ubiquitination. The record is from RefSeq and is a predicted model, not a curated record. Gene Ontology annotation, molecular function: zinc ion binding; protein binding; ubiquitin protein ligase activity.